Schistosoma spindalis is the source of this 603-nucleotide messenger RNA. NCBI's taxonomy places the organism in Eukaryota, Metazoa, Platyhelminthes, Trematoda, Strigeidida, Schistosomatidae. The record is from the annotation of a GenBank genome assembly.
GGCACAAGCUGAAUACACAGAAACAAACCAGUAAGUGAAGAAGAGCAUUUAAGCUGACAAGCAGAAAUGCGUGGGAAUGCUAGUAACGACAGUGGAAAAAGCUGCAAGAGAAGAAAAUAUGAGACAGCUAUAUGAUAUAACGAAGAAACUGGUAGGGAUAUAUAGUAAACCAGAGAGACCGAUCAAGGACAAACAAGGCAUGCCAAUCACCGAGAUUCAAGAACAGAGGAACAGAUGGGUGGAGCACUUCGAGGAACUCCUGAAUAAACCAGCUCCAUUGGAUCCACUGAACAUCGAAGCAGCACAUACAGACCUUCCUAUAGAUGUCACUCCACCAACGAUCGGUGAAAUCAGGAUGGUCAGCAGGCAAAUCAAGAGUGGGAAAGUUGCAGGACCUGACAAUAUACCAGUCGCAGCAGUAAAGCCAGACAUAGAAGUAACUUUAAGCAUGCUUCACGUUCUAUUCAGGAGGAUUUGGCAGGAAGAACAAGUACCGAUAGAUUAGAAAGAAGGAUACCUCAUCAAGAUACUGAAGAAAUGAGAUUUGAGAAACUAUAGAGGAAUCACACUGUUAGCAUCAUGAAAAGUUUUCAACAGUGUUAC